AUGAGCCACCUCGCAGCUGUGUCCGUAGCCCAGGGCCAGCCUCUGCAAGUCCAGAGCCGGUCCACGCCAAAGCCCGGCCCAGGCGAGCUGCUCCUCGCCGUGAAAUCGGUCGCGCUCAACCCCGCCGACACACUCAUGCGCGGCACCGGCCUCUUUAUCCCACGCUAUCCCACCAUACUCGGAUUCGACGUCGCGGGGGUCGUUCUCGAGGUUGGCGACGGCGUCCCGACCAACCCGGCCGACAACGAGCACGGCGUCUUCUUCGUGGCGGGCGUCACAAAGGUGGCUGCCUACAGCGGCGCCGUCUGGGCGGGCUGCGACCCCAACUACGGCGUCUUUCAGGAGCGCUGCCUCGUGCCCUGGCAGCACGCGGCACCCCUUCCAGCUGCCUUUUCUUCAUGGCACCGCGCAGCGACACUACCUGUUUCCGUACAGGUGCCGCUCUGCGCGUGGGAUGCGCUCGGGCUGGCAUCUGCAGAGUCCGGUGCCGCGGCGGCAGGAGAGAAGGAAGCCCUUUUAAUAUGGGGGGCCUCAUCCAGUGUCGGUACCAUGGGCGUACAGCUUGCGCGGUCGGAGAAAGACAGAGGUUCUAGGAUUGGGGCUGUCUACGCCACAGCGGGCACGGCGAACCAUGCCUACGUGAAGUCGCUGGGUGCAGACCGCGUCUUUGACUACAAAAGUGCAGAGGUAGUGGACUCAGUCGUAUAUGCGGCUAAGGAAGAUGGCUUGGUGAUUCGUCACUGCUUCCUUGCUACAGGAGACGUGGCACUGUGCCAGGCGGUGCUGUCGGCUUCAGGCAGGACGGUGGCGAACGGCGGUGGAAAGAUUGCUUCCGCGCCAGUUGUGCCUCUUGAGACCGAGGAGGUGGAUGGAGUGCAAGUCAUAUUUCUUGUGCCCUCGUUGGAUAAGAUGGAGAGAUUGGCGCAGUUCCAGAGGUGGAUGGCUCAGCUGAGCGGGUAUGUGGCGGCAGGCGUCAUCAAGCCAAGCCCGGAGCCAAAGGUUGUUGGUACAGGGUUGGAAAGCAUCAAUGAUGGCUUGGAUACAUUAUCCCAGGGAGUCAGCUGCUCAAAGCUUGUUAUCCAGAUUGCAGGCUGA
Messenger RNA from Cordyceps militaris CM01, 1095 nucleotides. RefSeq names its product Alcohol dehydrogenase superfamily, zinc-containing. NCBI's taxonomy places the organism in Eukaryota, Fungi, Ascomycota, Sordariomycetes, Hypocreales, Cordycipitaceae. The transcript has a single exon. Gene Ontology annotation, molecular function: oxidoreductase activity, acting on NAD(P)H. The coding region runs from base 1 to 1095 and encodes 364 amino acids. The record is from RefSeq and is a predicted model, not a curated record.